Messenger RNA from Alnus glutinosa, 1443 nucleotides. RefSeq lists its product as uncharacterized. Bases 92 to 1111 code for a protein of 339 amino acids. Gene Ontology annotation, molecular function: Hsp90 protein binding. The record is from RefSeq and is a predicted model, not a curated record. The transcript is spliced from 8 exons. NCBI's taxonomy places the organism in Eukaryota, Viridiplantae, Streptophyta, Magnoliopsida, Fagales, Betulaceae.
AUUCCACCCCCCCCCCCAAACAAAAAAACCAAGGACAGCUGAGCUAUAAACCCUAGCAAUUCAAUUGAAGAAGAAGAAAAGGACAACAAGAAUGACUGAAGUAGUAGAGGCAAAAUCAGGUGCGAAGACCUCUUCGGAAGGAGGUGAUGGGACUGGGACUGGGGAGGAGAUAUCUCUGAAAGAUAAAGGCAAUGAAUUUUUCAAAUCAGGGAAUUACCUCAAAGCCGCUGCUCUCUACACACAAGCCAUCAAGCUUGACCCCUCUAACCCCACUCUUUACAGCAACCGUGCUGCUGCAUUUCUACAGUUGGUUAAGCUCAACAAAGCUCUUGCUGAUGCUGAAACAACUAUUGCACUGAAACCUCAGUGGGAAAAGGGAUAUUUCAGGAAAGGAUGCAUAUUAGAGGCCAUGGAACAAUAUGAUGAUGCCUUAGCUGCCUUCCAAACAGCUUUGCAAUACAAUCCUCAAAGUUCUGAAGUAUCAAGAAAGAUCAAGAGGGUUUCCCAUUUGGCGAGAGACAAAGAGAGAGCUCAAGAAGUGGAGAACAAGAGAUUGAAUGUUGAUAUGGAAAAGAACUUGGAUACGUUGAAAUCAGAAAUGUCUGAGAAGUAUGGAUCUGAAGAAUGCUGGAAAGACAUUUUUUCUUUUCUUGUUGAGACAAUGGAGACAGCUGUAAAAUCAUGGCAUGAAAGUUCUAAAGUGGAUCCAAGAGUCUACUUCCUUCUUGAUGGGGAAAAGACCCAGACUGAUAAAUACGCUCCAAAUGUGAAUAUUGAUAAGGCCUUUGAAUCACCCCAUACACACAGCAAUUGUUCUUCUUUUCUUAGGCAGUAUGCGGAGGAUUCUUUCUCUAGAGCAGCUUGCUUGGUGACUCCCAAAAGUAUCAUGUCUUACCCACAGGUCUGGAAAGGUCAAGGAUCAAGAAAGUGGAAACAUGGGCAACAUGAUGGUUUCUUUGUUCAAUUUGAGUCACCAUCCCUGCGAAAGCUGUGGUUUAUUCCUAGCUCCAAUGAAAUGGGACAAACAUUGUGCAGGGAUCCAGAGGUUCUCGACAUCGGUGCCCAUGAAUUGCUUCCACGGCUGUUCAAGGAAAAGCUUUCCAAUUCUUAGUAGUCUUUGUUAUCUUGGCUUGGGUUCCAUCAUAGAAAUUUGGGUCAUCUGCUAAAGUUGGAGGGCUAUGAGUAUAAACGAAAUACACAACUUUGAGGUGGUAAAUGCUUUGCCAGAAUGCCAGUGCCUGCUUUUCUUUGUCAUACCGUGUGUGUAUUCAGUUUUGAACACCUUCUGAAAAUUCUGCAGGCUUUUUUUGAGUGCUUUCGUUUUGCAGAUACUUUUUGUUAUAUGAUUGCUUUUCCUUUACUCUGGUGAUGAGGAAGGCUUUGGCCCUUGAAUUAAGUGGGUCAUUUCUGAUGCUGAUGCCAUAUUACUAACAGUUCUUGCAA